Messenger RNA from Cinara cedri, 162 nucleotides. NCBI's taxonomy places the organism in Eukaryota, Metazoa, Arthropoda, Insecta, Hemiptera, Aphididae. The record is from the annotation of a GenBank genome assembly.
AUGGAAGAGGUGAAACAAAAAUCGGCGGAACUCCUGAACGGUCUUACGAAAACAGAUUUCCGGCACUGCCUCGAGCAAUGGAAGAAACGAAUGAAACGGCGUGUGGCGAGGGCAGGGGAGCAUAUUGAAGGGCAGCAUUUGAAUGCAGAACAACUUUUAUAA